AAACUCUGGUGGAUCAACGAGCUAGGGUUUUAGUUUUUUCUUCAUCUAGCUGGUUUCCCUUACCAUAAGUCAGCAGACCAAAACAGCAAGCAGAUGGAAGCUGGAGAUGGAGGCGUUGACUCCAAGGAUUUACAACAACAAAGCAAGGCCUUCGAUAAACUCACCGACCGUGUCGAAGACCGCCAGCUCGAUUCUUCUCGUGCCCAAUGGGCCAUGGCAUCGAUUGCAGCCUCUGCUGAAGCUGAAAAGAAUGCUAUGAGAUUGAGAGAGAAAGAAUUAGCUGCUGUUAAGAUCAAUGCGGCUGAAGUGGAUAUCAUUGCAAACGAAUUGGAGUUGGACAAAAAGGUGGCAGAGAGAACACUCCGGGAGCACAAGGGUGAUGCUGUUGCUGCCAUUCGAUCCUUGCUUCACUAGACAGAGCAGGCGGCAUAAAUUGCUAUUUCUUUUUUCAGGAAAUCACGUGUAAGACGUAGUUCAUUGAAAUCUAAAUACAUUGCAGU
Hibiscus syriacus is the source of this 500-nucleotide messenger RNA. Its product is annotated as huntingtin-interacting protein K-like. The record is from RefSeq and is a predicted model, not a curated record. Gene Ontology annotation, biological process: negative regulation of apoptotic process; protein stabilization. Lineage: Eukaryota; Viridiplantae; Streptophyta; Magnoliopsida; Malvales; Malvaceae. Bases 94 to 414 code for a protein of 106 amino acids. The transcript has 4 exons.